Molecule: messenger RNA, 2694 nt
Organism: Linum trigynum
Lineage: Eukaryota; Viridiplantae; Streptophyta; Magnoliopsida; Malpighiales; Linaceae
Source: the annotation of a GenBank genome assembly
AGUGUGAUUAGAGUUUAAUGGGGUCACAUUUACAAAAAAAUCUUAUAACAUUGUAUUCAAUUAUCAAUUAAAUUUUCUUAAAAAUAUUCAGUCAAGUAGUCAUUCAUCAAACCAUUAGUUAUUAGAUUUGUACCUUACAUUUUUUGUAACUCAUUAUUGAAAAGUGACAUUUCAAUAACUAGCUAAAAUAAAUAGUUCCCAAGCAAAAUCUACUACACACGUUUUAUAAAAACAUAUUUGAUGACAAAGAAAUUGUAUAUUGAUAGGAAAAAUUUGUUGAACUAAGAGCUUUUUAGAUAUAGCUGGAGGUUUUUGUAUACAUAUUUAGUAGAAUUAGAAAUUUUUAGAAUAAGGACCAUAAAAUUGGGUAUUUUCAUUGAUAUAUGACCAAUAUAGUCUCAUUUAUUUGUGUGUUUCAUAAUACUAGGACAAUUAAAUUCCAUAUGAAUGGGGUCCUGAAUUCUAAAUCUACCCAAAUUAAACAAGUAUGUACAUACAUAUAACCAUUUUAAUUUAUCCAAGUGGGGUCCUAGGACCCCACUCCCUUCCACCUUCUCUGCCACUGAGUCCAAUAACUUCUACUAAUGUACCAAUAACGUAUCGUAAGUAUUGCAUGUGCAUGGCUGUCUGUUUAUGUAUGAGGGAUGGAAUUAGGAUUAGGACUGACUCCAUCGCCCGCACUCAGGAGUUGCAAGGAAGCGGGAGAAAUUGGAUCACUUGUCAGGGGGAAGUUGCUGCUCGAGAUGUCAUCUUCACAAGGAUUAGUGAUUGCAGAAGAUCCUAAAUUGAACUCCUUCACUUAUGUGUUGUUGUUAGUAGGCUUGAGACGGAUGCUUAUUUAUGAAUUGUUAAGAGUGAUCUCCUGCGAGUGAGCAAGUGGGAAAACAGGGAGAGCAAAGUCAACUUACUACAACAACAUCUAGAUUUCCAACUUGACAAUGAGCAAAAUAUUUGGAUAAACUAAGAAGGUCUUUGAGCUUCACAAUUUAAUAAUUGAAAACACUUUGGAUCCAUCCGGCGGAAAACCCAUUUCAGGCGAAUGAUCAUUUUGCCACUCCAACCUCAAGUGAUAACGUAAAAAAUCGAGAGAAGGAUAGUUCAUCAAGCAAAGAAAUGCUUACCGUGGACUGACAAUUGGUCAAUUGCUGAAUCCUUAAUAUAUUCAACUGGGUUUGAUCAUCGCUUUCCUUCCCUUCCCUAGUAGCUUCUCAAGUUCCAGACUUUGAGUAAGGAAACAGAGAGACAGAGAGAUGGACGAGCGACCCUUAAUCGCCGCCGGCGACCGAAUAUCAGCACUGCCGGACGAAAUCUUACACAACAUCCUCUACCGUCUUGACGACCCGGGACAAGUGGCGAGAACCAGCUCGCUGUCCCGAAGAUGGCUCCAUCUCUGGCGAACUUACCCGGUGCUGGAGGUCGACUACCAAUCCUACACGAAGUUCGCCGGAUUCUCCGCCGCCUCGGCCCGAAGGAUUACUCUGUACUACGAGAACUGCAAGGCGCCGCUGGAUUCAUUGAGGCUCUCACUGGAAAUUCUCCACCCCUCAAUUCUCCGGUUCACGAGUAAAGACGACGUCCGCACGCUGCUAGCUGCGGCGUUGGGCGGCGGCUACGGAUCCCCGCUCGAUAUCGCGAUCAGAUUCGGAAUCGACUGCUCCUACAGUUUCCCGGCGGGGUCCUUCUCCAAUUGCGGCCGCACGAAAACUCUCAAGCUCAGAGGUUGCGACUUGAGCGGAGUGGGGACGGUCUCUCUGCUUUCUCUCCGUGUCCUCGAUCUCGAAUACGUCGAUCUCACCCAACAAUUUCUCCACAAUGUCGUCGUCGACAAUGCUCCCAAUCUCGAGUCCCUGACCCUGACGCGAUGUCCGGGAUUGAAGAGGCUGGAGGUCGCAGUUCGCAACUUCCCCAAAUUGCAAACCCUUCACAUCGAUUCGGGUUCAAGAUGGGAACUCCAGCUUACUGCAGCGCCAUUCUUACAGAGUUUGGUCAUCCACGUGGACAAAUCGUUUAAGCUGAAAGCAGCAUCGUCAGCUUCGGCACCGAAUCUCAGAUGUCUGGUGAUCAGCAGCCUCUUCAAGCAAUUUGCGAGGCCGGAUCACGAGGAAUUCAUCUCUAAGCUGCCAUCUCUGGAGAUUCUAAAGCUGUCGGGUGUGUGCCUUAGCGACGAGUAUCUCCGUAGCCUCAUGGACAAAGCUCCUCUGCUCCGGACAGUGAGAUGUAAGCAUCUCCCUCUGAAGGAAAUGGUGGAGAUAUCUGGUCACGAGUCAGUGGAAGACGACGACAACGACGACGAGGAAGUGUCGUAUAUUUUCCGUAUGGUGCUCUAAGAAUCUGAUGAAGAGCCAUAACUCGAAGAAACUGAGGAUGAGAAGUUGGUAAUGUUGAAGGACAUCAAAUGGUGGUGAUAAGAUACUUCAGGCGAUAAUGGUGGUGGUGAUGAUGCACAACAUGGUAAUGAGUAAUGACAAUGGUUUUACAUGGUGGUGAUGAUGAUAAUGAUGCAAGUUAGGUGGUUUUCUACUCUUUAGGGUUGGAAUCUUGAAUAUGUUGUUGUUAAGUUUUGCACUUUCAUGUUUGUUACGGUCUUGUUAUAUUUGUUAAAAAUUUGCGAGUUUUCGAGAUUAAUUGUAGGACACUAAUUAAGUAAUUUAUUUAAAACUUCAUCAAUUUAUUUAAUAACUUGAUUGAAAUUAC